ACUCUAUCCGACGAGAGAUUCCAGCAGCAGGAGGAAAAAAUGCGGCAAUUGCGGCAGGACUUGCGUCGCGUUCAGAACUUGUGCAGCUCAGCUGAGAGGGAGCUGAGAUAUGAAAGGGAGAAGAACAUCGACUUACAAAAGCAAAACCUCUUGCUCCAGCAGAAAUGCACCACGCAAAAGCUAAAAGAUUUCCAACACCAACUCCUGCUGGCAGAGACCCGUGUUUCAAACAAAAAACUCCUGGAGGAGGAAUUGAAGGAGGCCCGAGAAAAUGAAGCUCAUGUGCAGCAAGAACUUCACGAGGAGCAGCUGAAAAGGAAGCUCCUGGAGCAGCAGGUGGAGGAGCUGCGGCAGCAGCUCCGGCAUUCGCGGGAGACGGAGGCGUCGCUGGCCAAGAUGCAUGUGGAGCUGCAGGCCAAGACUCUGCACGUCCUAGAAGAUGAGAGGAAAACUGACUCAAGCGAGCACCUCCAGUGUCAGAAGGAGAACCAGAAGCUUGCAGAGCAACUUUCACUGCUGAAGGAGGAAGACAAAGCCCUUUACGAGGAAGGAGUCCGUCUCCUGAACCAGAAGGAUCUGUACGUCAGGAAAUAUAAUGAAGUGCAGCUCCGCCACAAAGACAAGAUCCGCAGAGCCAAAGAGACCUUUAUCCACGAGGUGAAACAAAGGGACAGCAGAAUUAAGCAGCUUGAAAAUGAGCUCAGUGAGUCAAAGCUCCAAGUGGAAAAGGGGAAGGUGCUGAUUGCACAGAUCACUGCCGAGAAUGAGAAAUUACUUCAGGAAAGAAGACGGCUCCUCCAGAAGAUAACUGAUCAAGAGGAGACCCCUUGGAGCAACCGGUCUACGAUUGCCACCCUGCAGAGCAGAGUGAAGAUCCUGGACGAGGAUAACGUGCGGCUGCACGAGAGCAAACUCCAGCUCUCCAGCCAUGUGCCCGUCUUGCAGCGCGCACCGAGGAGCAUCCCUGCUCCCGACACGGAGGACUCGAAGAGCGUUAACUUCUCUGAACGCCAACUACAGAGUAAGGUGUUGCCAUCUCCCCGUACCAGCUUCCCAUCACGAGAACCGCCAGACUCUCUCAGCACCAUGAAGGCCACGCAAGACAUGAAGCCUGAAGGAGAAGCUGAAAGCCAAGACUCAUCCUUUUGCUUAUCCCCCUCUCAACCUUCUGAGAUCGGGUACUUAAAUGUAGCUUCGCCUGGAGACACCACAGCCUCCCAGCUGCCGGAGGAGAGUCAGAGCAUCAGCUCUGAGAACUUCUAAAUGGGGAAAGAUGUUUGUAAAAGAUUAGCUGGACUGCAAGG
This is a messenger RNA of Pelecanus crispus (Dalmatian pelican), 1304 nucleotides long. The record is from RefSeq and is a predicted model, not a curated record. Lineage: Eukaryota; Metazoa; Chordata; Aves; Pelecaniformes; Pelecanidae.